GGAAGCUUGCUCCGUCAAGUGGGCGCAUUAUCCUGUCAGAAUGGAAACUCCGCGAGGGACAAGUGUAAAGUACUCGGAAAUGAGUAGACCGACGAGCGACUAGCACUGGCCGGAGCUCCGGCGAUGGAGCUGUCUACGCACCCUCUCUCCAACGCAACUCUCUCUCCUUGCUCCUACUUCGCCUCCGCCGGCAACUCUUUCUUUCCUCUUCGCAGGAGCGCCUCCGCGAUUCCGCGAACCGGAUGCCGGUUCCAAAACAGGGAAACCGCCGACGCCGGGGGAGGCCGGCGCGUCGCUCUGGAGCGGCGCCGGCGGUUCUGGAUUGACGAGCGAGAGAACGGCGGCGAGGAAGGCGGGGGAGAAUCCAGCUCCUACGCUUCGGAUGACGAUGUGUAUUUGUCGUUGAGCGAGAAGCCGGACCGGAGCACGGCGUUGCUCGAUGAUUACGAGAUGGAGGAGCUCGAUUAUGCUUCUAACCCGGAUCAUAGAAGCGGAUAUGUGGCUGUCCUAGGAAAGCCUAAUGUUGGGAAGAGUACACUUGCAAAUCAAAUGAUAGGCCAGAAGUUGUCAAUAGUUACAGAUAAACCGCAAACUACAAGGCAUCGUGUUCUUGGUAUUUGUUCAGGUCCAGAGUAUCAGAUGAUACUCUAUGAUACUCCUGGUGUAAUUGAGAAGAAGAUGCACAAAUUGGACUCCAUGAUGAUGAGUAAUGUUCGAAGUGCUGCUGUAAACGCGGACUGUGUACUAGUUCUCGUGGAUGCAUGUAAAGUACCUGAGAAAAUUGACGAAGUAUUAGAAGAAGGUAUCCGGGACCUGAAAAAUAAGGUGCCAACUCUGCUAGUAAUGAAUAAGAAGGAUCUGAUCAAACCUGGUGAAAUCGCAAAGAAGCUCCAGUGGUACGAGAAAUUUACCGACGUGGAUGAUGUUAUACCGGUGAGCGCGAAAUAUGGUCAUGGUGUGGAAGAUGUCAAGGACUGGAUUUUAUCCAAACUUCCUCUGGGGCCAGCUUAUUAUCCCAAGGACAUUGUUAGUGAGCAUCCAGAAAGAUUCUUUGUGGCUGAAAUAGUUAGAGAGAAAAUUUUCAUGCAAUACCGCAAUGAAGUUCCUUAUGCUUGUCAGGUAAACGUGGUGAGCUACAAAACCAGGCCAAAUGCUAAAGAUUUUAUACAAGUGGAGAUUGUUGUGGAGAAGAACUCACAGAAGAUCAUUGUAAUUGGAAAAGAAGGUAGGGCUCUCAAGCUACUUGCUACUGCUUCUCGGCUUGAUAUUGAAGAUUUCUUGCAGAAGAAAGUAUAUCUUGAGGUUGAAGUGAAGGUGAAAGAGAAUUGGCGGCAAGACGAAGGACUUCUCAAGUACUAUGGUUAUGGGGGACAGAUUCGAGCACUAUGACAUAAAUUUCUUCAGCAUUUUUCUCGGCCCAACUUGCUAUUCUGGAGGUCCUGUCACUGGGAAGUCUCGCUAGCUGAUAACAAGAUUGGAUGAAACUGAUUUCCAUCUCCAUCUUCUUGGUAGCUGAAAUUCGGCCUUGGUCUUUGUUGAUUUUCUUAGCAAAUUUUGUCUUCAAAGGCCAUAUUUGCCUAAAAUAGUUGAUUGUGUCUUGGUUUGCCUGCCUUCUUUAGGAAAGGGUGCAUUGUCUUCCUCUAGCAAAGUUGAGGAUUAAUUUGUUUUCGAUUGAUUUAUUCGGUUUCUUUCGUAGAAAAGCUUAUAGUAGACUGACUUGUUGUCAGUAGUGUGCUUCAUCUCGGAAGAGCAAGGAUGUGGAGGAGGAGCAUUUCAGUAUCAUACUGCAGGUUUGCCCUUCGAACCAAGAAUUUCGCGCUAAUUCUGCUGUUUGGCAAAGUAAUUUUGGCAAGAUUGGAAAAGUUAAAGAACAUUGAAGGUUGCGAAUUGUUACAUUUCUUCCUAAUUGCUUCUUUGCUGUAAAAGGAGGCGAUUGAUUCA
Molecule: messenger RNA, 1941 nt
Organism: Rhodamnia argentea
Lineage: Eukaryota; Viridiplantae; Streptophyta; Magnoliopsida; Myrtales; Myrtaceae
Product: GTPase ERA-like, chloroplastic
Exons: 9
Coding region: 124-1389 (421 amino acids)
Biological process (GO): ribosomal small subunit assembly
Molecular function (GO): GTP binding; ribosomal small subunit binding; rRNA binding
Source: RefSeq, a predicted model, not a curated record